Molecule: messenger RNA, 1255 nt
Organism: Lentinula edodes (shiitake mushroom)
Lineage: Eukaryota; Fungi; Basidiomycota; Agaricomycetes; Agaricales; Omphalotaceae
Product: peptidase A4 family-domain-containing protein
Exons: 3
Coding region: 143-985 (280 amino acids)
Biological process (GO): proteolysis
Molecular function (GO): glutamic-type endopeptidase activity
Source: RefSeq, a predicted model, not a curated record
AUUCUCCUACCAGGUCCUAUAUUUACAGCAUUGGUUUCGUCUCAGUCUAUCAUAGACCCCUGAUUCGGUUCUCCAUUACUUUUUGUAUAUAACCACCCGAACAAACUAUUAACUUUAAUUCAAGCUCGUCCUUGCCCUCACGAUGAAAUUUUUGACUCUCUCCGUUAUCAGUGCUAUCUUCAUCUCUGGCGGAUACGCACGUCCAUCACGACUCGCAGAACGCGAAGCCACACGACGUUUGCGAGGAUCGAGACCAUUCACCGGCUCACCCCACUUUGCGGUUAACAGCACAAGCAAUGGGACCGAUUCGCAGUCCGAGCCUAAUUCUUUCGCCGUCACAUCCAGCGGCACAACCCUUCACGAUGAGUACAGUACAAACUGGGCUGGUGCCGUUAUAGAAUCUCCUCCUACAGGCCAAAACUUCACCACGGUUUCAGGGACUUUCGUUGUACCAAAACCGACUGGAAGUAAUGGAGCCGCCUCCGCUUGGGUCGGUAUAGAUGGUGAUACGGCAUCGCAAUCUAUUUUGCAAGCUGGGGUCGACUUCAAAAUCAGCGGAGGAAAAGUCACUUAUGAUUCAUGGUAUGAGUGGUAUCCAAACUACGCCUAUGAUUUUUCGAAUUUCGCUAUCUCAGCUGGAAACACAAUCACCAUCACCAUCCAUUCAACGAGUUCGAAAACAGGCACAGUAACCUUGUCUAAUAAGAGUACCGGAAAAAGUGUCAGUCAAUCUCUUAAUGCACCUAGUUCUUCCACUGCUCUCAAAGGACAAAACGCCGAAUGGAUUGUUGAAGAUUACGAGGAAAAUGGCAGUCUAGUUCCCUUCGCGAACUUUGGCACAGUCACGUUCACAAAUGCAUCUGCAUCGACGUCGAAGAAAACUGUUACACCCAGUUCUGGAAUCAAAGUGAACAUUGUGCAAAACAAGAAAUUGUUGACUAGCACGAGUUUCACCAGCAAUUCUGUUACGGUGAAGCAUACAUGAUAAAGGCUUUGUAAGGUUGGGUAUUGAUGGUUACUGUUACGUGUGCUUCAUGCCACAACAUUUUCUGAUCGUUCAAAAUCAUUCAACUGCUAUCAUUGUCGAUAAAUACGCAUCUUUCUCAUUUUCUAUGUUGCUAAAUGCUUGAAAAUCUUCUGUGCUCAAACCCAUUCAACUGUUGUGCUUGUCGAUACAUACGCACCUUUCACCUUGUCUAUGCAUAGAAAAUGAACAUCUACUUGUUCCUUUUUCAGUAUUGUGCCGCGACUGUAC